Messenger RNA from Microbotryum saponariae, 1199 nucleotides. Lineage: Eukaryota; Fungi; Basidiomycota; Microbotryomycetes; Microbotryales; Microbotryaceae. The record is from the annotation of a GenBank genome assembly.
AUGUCGUGGCGUAUCGCUCGGAUUGCCUCCGGCCUUGGCUCCACUCUCGCGGCCCGCACCCGUGCUUCCGCGGCAUGCACUUGUCGCAACCUCCCUUCUCGACAGCCGAUCUUCACGCCCCAUGUGCACGGAGUAGUUCUCGGGUCUAUUCGAAGCUACGCCAAAGGAAAAUCCAAGAAGGCGAUAUCCAAAGUGUCCGAACGCGCAGAGGAUGUGACAUCAUCAGACGCGGACACCAAGAGAGGCAAAGGGAAAGCCAAGUUCGUACAGGCGCAGGAGUUAACGAAUGAAGAGAGCCUGGGUGUGUACGACCUCAAAACGCUGGAGGCGAGCAUGGACGAGGCAGUAGACAAGCUCAGGGUUUCGCUCAAAGCGGUUGUUGGUCGGGUGGGACGAGUCUCACCAGGUGCGACACAUCGCCGCAUUGGUUAUGAUGACGUCCAAAGUCAAUGCUGAUAUGCUUCACGUAUCCACAUUUAAUCCGCCCAACGGUAUGAGUAGAACUACUCAAGGAUAUCAAAGUCGAAGAAUCGGGCAAGCGAAGACCGUUGGCUGAAUUUGGGACCGUGUCAGUGAAGGGCGGUCGCGACUUGGUGGUACAUCUGUUCGACGAGACAGUCAGUGACGCCAUCUCCUCUGAAUUUUGCUCAUCAAGUAUGGGAUGACCGGAUUUCUGAUGUAAAUCCUUACACAGUUCAUGAAAGCAGUUUCUGCAGCACUGUAUGCUUCGCCGCUUUCCCUCACUCCGCAAAGUCACUCGGCGUCAUCCUUGCUGGUGCCGAUACCUGCGCCUACCUGGGAGAAGCGAGAGGCAAUGACUCGGCAGGCGUCUGAUGCCUGCGAGGCUGCCCGUGUAGUUGUUCGGAACUCGCGGGCUAGAGGGCAGAAGGAGAUCAAACAAGACCUGUCGACGUCCGUAGUUAGCAAGGAAGAGGCCCGGUCUGACGGCAAAAAUGUAGGCACUCCGUCCACCAUGCGAUGAGGUCACGAGUCCAAGCGAAUGGAUAACCUUCAAUCUGACCUCGAAUACCCUUUGUCUUCGCUGGAAUAGCUCGACGUUGCAACCAAGAAGAGGACCGAUGAGAUAGACGGCAUCUUUGCCGAGGCCAAAAAAGUGUGAGUUUCAGGUGCUGGAACUCCGGACAGACAGCAUGGGUGCUCAUUGGCAAAAUCGAACGCACAGUCUCAUGGACGAAUGA